AUAAGGCGCCAGUAGGUCGUCAGUGGUGUGGCGGAUCUUCAGUGGAGUCUGAUUAAAAUGAAACGAACGACUUUGUAAUAGUCUUACGUAUGAAUUGUGCCCAGACCAAGCGAUGUAAAAGUACGACAGCAGAUGUUUGCCUGAACUCUACCUCAAAGGUGUCAUGGUGCUUUUAAGAGAAGGCCUGUGUCCGGGGUUGAGUGUGGAUAUGGUCAAAGCUCUACAGACAGAAGACAUUAGAACAGUUGAGGACCUCGUCUCAUCUGACUCGGAAGAACUGGCACAGAAAUGUUCAUUGUCUUAUAAGGCUUUGGUGGCUGUUCGGCGGGUGCUUCUGGCUCAGCACACAGCAUUCCCUGUGUCAGGAGCAGAUCUGUACGAGGAGCUGCUGAGCUCCACUUCUAUCCUCUCCACAGGAAAUCCCAGUGUGGAUAAGCUGCUCGACUCUGGCUUGUACACAGGAGAGAUCACAGAGCUAGCUGGAGGUCCUGGAACAGGCAAAACGCAGAUGUGUUUUAGUGUAGCUAUUAACAUAGCACAUGAGCUUAAGCAGAAUGUGCUAUACAUUGACACAACUGGUGGGAUGUGCGCUAGCCGGUUGCUUCAGAUGCUCCAAGCCAAAACCACCAAUACAGUGGAGCAGAUGAAUGCGCUUCAGAGGAUCAGGGUAUUCCGGGUGUUUGAUGUGUUCUCCUUGCUGUGCUGUCUCCAAAAUCUGAGAGCUAGCGGUCUUCAGAAGGGAUCUGUUGGAGGAGGUUCAGUUAAGGCAGUGAUGGUGGAUUCGGUUUCUGCUGUGGUUUCCUGCAUGCUUGGAGGAAAACAGAAUGAAGGUAUGUCUUUGAUGAUGCAGGUUGCUACAGAGCUGAAGAUGAUUGCCAAAGACUGUAAUGUAGCAGUUCUGGUGACCAACCAUGUGACACGGGAUGGAAACAGUCAGCUGAAAGCUGGUUUAGGGCAGUCGUGGAGUCACGUUCCGCGCACACGAAUUCUCCUGCAGAGAGCUGAGCGGCCUGGGGCACCUACCAGCUUACGGACGGCUACCCUGACCAAAUCCUCACGACAGCCCUGUUAUCUGAUGGAGGAAUUUGACUUGUGUCAGCAGUCUGCGGAGGAGCCAAAAUCUAGGUUUUCAGGGAAGAGAAAACUGGACACUACUGCAUAAGAAGCUGCAAAAAAAGUACUUAACUCUAAGAAAUUUUUUUUUUGCAUAACACGUUCUUGCUUUUAUAAAGCACGUUUUGCGUUUAUACUACCAAAGUUUUUCAGAAUUUGUUUUUAAAGGAAUUAUUUGAACAAUUCUACACAAGUAAUAAUGCCCUCAAUAAACAUUUGAGUUUUUGAAUGUUGCAUUUAGCACAAUUAAAGACGCAUCUUCAUAGAUGUACCUAUGAUGCACUUUUUAGAUAACAAUACAAACGAGUAGAAAGUCACUAGACCAAUACAUUCUGAACAACUGAACCCAAGUGUACAAAAUACACCGCCUGGCUGGAAAAGACCCAAAUGGGUUUUGUAGCAUAUUUAACUGUGGAUGCUGUAAACAACUGCAAAAAGGCAGGAAUGUUAAGAUUGUAUUGUGAAGAUGUUUUGCAGAGUCAUUGGCCCUUAUUUACCAAACUUUUAAGACUAACAAAACUGACCUAGGAUCAGAUUAUGUUUAUGUAACACUGAAUAAAAUUCCAUGACCUGAUCUUAGAUCAGUGCUUAUCCUCUGAGAUGCUUGAUAAAUGUGGGCCAUUGUUCAUACAUCCCAAAAUAUUUUAAUUCCAAUGUUUCAACAGAUGGGUUUCACUGUAAAUAAGAAUAAAGAAAACAGUUACUGUA
This is a messenger RNA of Colossoma macropomum (tambaqui), 1821 nucleotides long. RefSeq names its product RAD51 paralog D (gene rad51d). Gene Ontology annotation, cellular component: Rad51B-Rad51C-Rad51D-XRCC2 complex; centrosome; replication fork. Gene Ontology annotation, molecular function: four-way junction DNA binding; single-stranded DNA binding; ATP-dependent DNA damage sensor activity. The transcript has 11 exons. The record is from RefSeq and is a predicted model, not a curated record. Bases 164 to 1162 code for a protein of 332 amino acids. Lineage: Eukaryota; Metazoa; Chordata; Actinopteri; Characiformes; Serrasalmidae. Gene Ontology annotation, biological process: reciprocal meiotic recombination; double-strand break repair via homologous recombination; DNA strand invasion.